Molecule: messenger RNA, 2818 nt
Organism: Melampsora larici-populina 98AG31
Lineage: Eukaryota; Fungi; Basidiomycota; Pucciniomycetes; Pucciniales; Melampsoraceae
Exons: 6
Coding region: 95-2818 (907 amino acids)
Source: RefSeq, a predicted model, not a curated record
AUUACUUUACGCCUGGAAUUAUUUGAAUCAUGGAGAAGCAAAGUGUGAAUAAACGAAGUCAAAAAUAGGACUACAAUCUCAAAAGAUCGACUUCAUGUCUUCCAUCGCCUACGACCUCUUUGAAGCUGCACCCAGUUGGGUUCGCCUUUCCAUUGUUCUCGGUUUGAGUUAUUCGGCAUAUCUGGCAUGGUCUGCUGUUGUUCGCUUCAAUCGCGAAUGGAAGGUGGCGAGCCGUAUUCUUGACGAAAGGCGUAAAGCUGGGAUCCCCGAUACUGAUAAACGCCCUUUCAGAAUUGCGAAGGCUGCAGUAGAUGCCACGAGAUCUUCCUCAGACCAUACUUUGAAACACAGAGUUACCUUCAGUUCAGAUUUGCAUGACGGACUUCAAUCCUCGCAGAGCUCUCCCAACAACACUCGGGAGGAGGGAUUGGAAAGAACGAAUGUGUCUUCAACUUCAAGAUCCAAAGCUCGCCGUCGAUCAUCUCUCGCCCCACGAACAUCUACCACGUCAGAUUCCAAAGCUCCUGGAAGCUCUCGUAUCAAUUCUCCCUCCAGUCCAGCAUCCGUAGCGCCAUUGGAUCCUCAUCAAAAAUCGGACCAGCCAUCGCGCUUGAAGCACAAACGAGCAUAUGCUCCAUCGGAAUACGCUCCAUCAGAAUUAUCUCAUUGCGGAAGUCCUGACAUCAUUUCUCAAACUAGGACAACCAAGAAAGUGAAAACCAAAUCCACGUUGAAAUCCCCUAAUAAGCGUGGCCUUCCGAGCACAGCUGAAAUCAACCGAAAGAAAACCAAACUUUCACUCCCGGGCGAUCUUAGCAUCCAGGAAGGGCCAGCCGAAGAUGGAUACGGGAGUCAGGAGGAGGAUAGUCAUAUGACCGAGAUCGAGAAGGGUCGGAAGAGGAUACUCUCUCAAGCUGUUAGUGAAGCAGAGCUAUCUCACGAGCUGAAAAACAAGAGAGGCAAAUCAGCGAGGCAGCCAGAUGAUGACGAGCUCGAACGAGAGCAGACCGACAUGAACGAUUUGCCUCCGUCUGAUGGUGACAAAAUGCAAGAGGAUGACUCGCUGGAAGUUGAUCAAGAUGUAUUUAUGAUUGCGGAGAAUGGACAAAGGAAGAAAUUGAUCACCAUCAAACCUCUUUCAGAUAAUCAAAGUGAUCAACAAAUUGAGGAAGACUCUACUGAACGCCGAUGGGUCACUCGUUCUGAAUUCGAAAGACUCAAACGAACAGCUCCAUUGACCGCCAAGUUACGCACUAGUGCACGUCCUAGAAACUCUCUUGGCCGCAUGCGACUCAGUUUACCUCCGGAUCCUGUCUCUCCCGCUCGACGCUCCCGCUCUAAGAUAAAUUCCUUGCUUCAAGAUGAUCGAUACAUUGACGAUAGAACUUCUGGUGAAAGUCAACUUGCCAUUCAAUCCACGAGCGAAGAGCAAGCGCGUCAGCCUAGCCCGAACGCCGAGGUAUCUGGCCGUGCAGCCCAACUCUCCUCACCAUCUGAGACUCUUAAUACUAACCCCGUCUCAACGCCCCAGCCUCAGCAGUUGCACCCUUCAUCUACAACGGGACAUGCUUCUACCACUUCCACGGCUUUCAAUGUGGGCACGGCUGCUUCCAAACAGCAGGCCCCCAGCGGUGCAGUGCAGACGGGCAAUAGCAACACGUCACUAUUUGCGCCCAAAGCCACAAACAGUUUUUCUUUUGGCUCCGCACCACCGCAGCAUGACAAAGCACCCCCGAGCGUGUCUCUAUCAGAAGUAAGCAAGACGCAGCCACCUGCCUCUUCGUCACCCUUUUCGUUUGGAGCCGUUGCAGCGAACACGGGGUCGAUCGCCAGCCAGCCUCUUUUUGGGAAUACCAAUGCGAGUUCAGCAUCCUCGAGUUUCGCCCAAUCUACUCAGUUCAGUACCUCAGAAACUCUGCCCAAGACUGUAGCGGUGGCGCCUAAAGUGGAUCUACCCAAGCCGUCACCCUUUGCAUUCAACUCUAUUUCCUCGCCGGCACCAGUCAAAGAAAAGUCGAUAUUCCAAUCCUCUGAAUCCUCUUCAGCUUUCAGCUUCAAAUCAACCAAUAGUCCAGGUGGGGAUAAAGCGGACAAACCUGGGUUCUCCGCCGGUACUUCACAACUUCCACCCCCUCAACCUACUACCAAGCCCGCUGCAUCAUCCUUUUCGCCAUUCGGAGCAUCCACCACGCCAUUCAGUUUCCAGACCGGCCAGCCGAGCACAAAGACAGACAACAUUAAACAACUUGCCCGAAGCUCCGAUCCAAUCUCUGGUGCAUCUCCGGGCCACAAGGCCGACGCGAUAUCACACAAUAACGACACUAGCGUUAAGUCAAACACAAUAAGUACAACAUCGAAUUUUUCGUUUGGUCCUAAAUCUACCACUGAUCCAUCUUCAAGUAAACAGAUACCUAUAGAUGCUAAUGCCAUAUCGGCUACAUCUGCAUCUCUCUCUGGUUCCGGUUCUGACUCGUCCUUGACUCUUGAAAACGAUAGUCCAUCCCAGGAGGUUAGCGUUAGCCAAGAAAAGUCAGGCUCAACAGCUGGUCAGGAAAGUACACCAGGAAGGAGAACGGCCAGGUUGAAGUCUAAUCGCCUUACAGCAGGCCCGCAAAGGGUACUAGCCAAUGCGAUGUCUAAUGUGGGUAAACAAGUGGGCUUAUCUACCGCGAAACCGCUUCAGAAUGAACCGAACAAAUCCACCGAAACAAUUGCUGAAGAAGCUGAACCUGCUACAAGUUCAACUGAAGAUGGCGCGACCAAAGUAAGCACCUCAGGUGACCUCGCUCGUCCCAAUGGGUUCGGUAAUGGUAAGUAA